Pectinophora gossypiella (pink bollworm) is the source of this 1634-nucleotide messenger RNA. RefSeq names its product lipase 3-like. Gene Ontology annotation, biological process: lipid metabolic process. Gene Ontology annotation, molecular function: hydrolase activity, acting on ester bonds. Bases 46 to 1434 code for a protein of 462 amino acids. The transcript is spliced from 7 exons. Lineage: Eukaryota; Metazoa; Arthropoda; Insecta; Lepidoptera; Gelechiidae. The record is from RefSeq and is a predicted model, not a curated record.
CCGAUCACAUGUGGACAGCUCUGCACCAAUAGAUAUUGCAAGACAAUGUUGUGGUUGGUGAGUGUGCUGUGUGCUGCCGCGGUCGCUGCGGCUCCUAGGGACGAUGGCGGUGCUGAUCGGAUUAUUUUUGAUACACCAGAGGCGAUAUUAGCCAAUGGAUACCCUGUGGAGCUACACCACCCGGUGACAGAAGAUGGUUACAUUCUGGGCGUGCACAGGAUCCCCCACGGCAGGGACCAGGCGCCGGCGGCCGAUCGGCCUGUAGUCUACUUGAUGCACGGCCUCUACAGCGUUGACUUCCAAUUCGUCUCUAUGGAUCCAGAAUUUAGCAUGGGUUACAAUAUGGCGGAUGCUGGAUUCGACGUUUGGAUGGGUAAUGCUCGCGGCAACAGGUACUCGCGUAACCACACCACGCUGGACCCCGACGGCGAGGCAGACCAUAUGCGCUUCUUCGAUUUCAGUUGGGAAGAAGUCGGUAUGUACGACAUCCCUGCUGCCAUUGACUAUAUCCUCAACUACACUGGCAAAGACAAGCUUCACUACAUCGGACACUCUCAAGGAGGCACCGUGUUCCUCGUGAUGGGAGCCAUGAGGCCCGAAUACAACGCCAAGUUGGAAACAGUGCACCUGCUCGCUGGUGUCGGGUAUCAGGAGUACUUCCCCAACACCAUACUCCGGGCUGUAGCUACCUUCAGCGAUAUUAUAUACAACAUAGCUCUGUCUCAAGGCUUGAUCGAGAUGUACCCGGCCAGGAUACUGGAAGUGAUCAUCGGUAUUAUCGUUGGCGGCGGGAGCACCACCAGAGACGACCUGUGCUUUGGAGAUCCGAAGCAUUCAGCCCUGUGCCAACUUAUCGGCACGAAAUAUUUCAUGCCGCCAUAUAUUAUGAGAGACGACAUCAACGCCACGAAUAUCGGCGACGUAAUGGACAUGUUCGCAGGGCUCGGAGGCGGGUCGUUGAAGCAAGUCGCACAUUAUGGCCAAAACAUUAGAGACAAAAUAUUCAGAAGAUUCCACUAUGACAGUGAGCAGAACCUGGAGUUAUACGGCACGCGACUACCGCCGGCAUACGACCUGUCGCUUAUCACAUCUCGUGUCAUAAUGCAUUAUACCGUAAAUGAUGUUUUGCUCGAUGAAAGGGAUGUCUAUGCUAUGGCCGCGGACCUCCCCAAUGCGCAGGUCAGGAGGGUGGCUCGAGAAGACUUUGGGCAUGAAGAAUUCGUCACCGCUGAAGACGCUAGAGAACUGGUCACCGACUAUAUUAUAGACUACAUUGCCAGGGCGCACAACCGUGAGCUGGAUGAGGAAGAUGGGGAUGCGGCAGUCACUGACGCCCCCAUACCCACCACCACCCCGGACUCCGCUACCGACCUGACAUUCAACGUAUUCCUGAAAUUGUAUCUCUUACUAUGUACUAUUUAUUAUGUGAUUUAGAUAUAAUAUACAACAUUACUAGUAAACCUAUAUAAUUAUAUUGCUGUGUAUACAUUGUAAAUUAUGUAAAUAUAAAUUAAACAAAUGUAAAUAAUAUAUUUAGAUGUAUUUUCACUUUUAAAGAAUAUUACUUUCUUUAUAUAAAUAUAUUAUACUUAUUCGCAACUAUUUAUUUUGCGACGGAAUUGUAAAUAAUAUUA